Dioscorea cayenensis subsp. rotundata (Guinea yam) is the source of this 585-nucleotide messenger RNA. RefSeq names its product E3 ubiquitin-protein ligase RNF181-like. The record is from RefSeq and is a predicted model, not a curated record. Bases 1 to 585 code for a protein of 194 amino acids. The transcript has a single exon. Lineage: Eukaryota; Viridiplantae; Streptophyta; Magnoliopsida; Dioscoreales; Dioscoreaceae.
AUGCCUUUCAUCACAAGUAAAUCAUCCGCAGAAGAUGCCCUUCGAAAUAUGUUUUUGAACACCAGAACAUGGAAUGACAUGGUCAUCUCUGAGACUUGUAGUGAGAUGCGUGAAUCAAUGUUCUCUGAGCUCUCGGAAAGUAUCUUCUCUUUUCUAAUUGAUAGAGUAUUUGAACAUGAGGUUUCUGAGAUAGUCUUUGAAAUUGAUGUAGAAAAAGAGAGAGUGUUAACAGUAGAUGACAUACCGGAAGAAGAAUAUGAUUUUUUAGAGUAUUUGGUGGACUCCAUUGAUCAUGAGCUUGAUGAGAUUGAGGAUUUGGUGGACUCCAUUAAUUAUGACCUUCAUGAGCAGGACUCUGAAUAUAGUUGUCCGGCACCACAGGUGCUUUUGGAGAGCAUGGUGACGGAGGUGUUUCACAGUACUGAAGAAGAGGGCAUGGGUUGUGUCAUAUGUUUAGAAGAGCUUGUUUCCGGCACAGAGGUGAAGCGUUUGCCAUGCUUUCAUUGCUUUCAUGGACAAUGCAUUGAUCGUUGGUUUCAAGAAAUGGAUAAAUGCCCAAUGUGUAGAUUCACCUUGCCUGCAUGA